Messenger RNA from Physcomitrium patens, 2537 nucleotides. RefSeq lists its product as uncharacterized. Gene Ontology annotation, molecular function: calmodulin binding. Lineage: Eukaryota; Viridiplantae; Streptophyta; Bryopsida; Funariales; Funariaceae. The record is from RefSeq and is a predicted model, not a curated record.
UACUUGCGGAAUCAUCAACCGUGUGCGAGUUUGCACCUGAAGUAGUGGUAAGUGCGUGCAAUAGGUUCUGAGAUGGUCUUAGAACAGUUUGUAUAGCUCAAGCCUGCAUGUUUGUCAGGUCAUAUAAUCUAAAUGGUUAGAAGACCACAAUGAGCACCACUCUGUGUGGAAGGUUUAGCUGAAAGCACCCUCGUCAGUUUGGCUCGACCAUCUUCCUCUAUCAGGUGGAGCUGUUUAAAAUAACCGUGGAGCAUUACAGUUCUGUUUUGAACCGUCGGCACUAAAUUACUAAGGUGCCUCACGUAUUUGUGCGUUGGUAAGAUCCGUAAGCAGCGGAGUUAAUGGCGAGGCUAUCCUGGUGCACUCACAGAUCACAGAUACGUGAUGUGUCCUUUGAAACCCUGUUGUUUUCUCUAGUUUUCAAGAGCUGUGUCUCUUCCUGUCUGUUCAAGUGAGCAGAGAAUAGUACAUUUUAAAUUGGUGAUUACUCCCGCCAACUGCUACAUGCCAGUUGAUCCUUUAUUACUACCAUCAUAAUACUUUCCAGAUACAUAUUUGUUGACAAAUGACGUGGAUAUCUCCCGUGCAUAUGUGACACCUUUCAUGAUACAAUCAUGGGUUAGAGAUCUGCAACUACUAGUGACCUUCGGGACUGAAAUAUUUAAUGAGAAGCUGACAAGACUCAUUUGGAAAUAUGUGCCUUAAUCACGUCUAAGUUGAGUCUGUUUGUGCAAACAGGGGUGCCACUACGAGUUCUUCGAUGCUUACGAACCAAUCUUAGGGAGAAGAGACUCUUUCAUACAAGAAUUGGCAGGAAAUGGAAAGAACGACAGUUUAUCCUUUCACUGUUUGUUACUCUUGUUACGCCACUUGGAGAAAAUAUGCCCAAGGACUUUUAGCACAACUGAGAGCCUGCCCAACUUGCAGAGGAGCAGCCGAUGGAUUUCCAAUCUCUUUUCUCCAAAAAGCUCAGAAGCUGUCAGAUGGUAAGAUGUUGAUAUCUAAAGGACUUAAUCCGACUAUCGAUCACGUUCCCUACACUAAUCACACUGUUGUGGAGAAGUAUGACAUGGCAAGCAUAGACCCCAACUGUCCGAAUCACGGGAAGUUUAGUCGAACAGCGUGGCUCCGGAAGCUGAACACGGAUACGGCAGGGUCUGUAUCACGGCCAGGAGUGAAAGUGGAAUCUAGAUUACAGAUUGCUUUAAAAGCAAGGGAAAGGCUCAAAAUCGCUGAUAAAACAGAUGGAGUCGAAAGGCCAGAUGGAGAAUCGAUGGAUACAUCUCAGCUGUUCCAGUUGGACAUCGAGAUGAUAGACAACCCACUGAGAAUGGUCUGUGUGCACAAGAAGCACAAGGGUGAGAAUUUUGAGCCUGGUAGGCAGACACAGAUUGCCAAACCUGUCGAAAAGGUGGCGACAAGUGACGUGAAGUGCAUGUCAUCAGUUUUGGCCAAAAAGCAACUUAGAAUUUCAAGGGUUUAUAAUCAAACGAUGGGUUUGCUCUCAUGCCGAACGAAGUCACCUGUGACACAGGCGUCGAACUGCAGCCAAGAAGAGAGCUAUGUUUGGGAACUUGAGUCUUGUGAAUCCAACACCGAACAGGAGAAUCUGAAUAGGAAACGGGAAGAGCUAGCUUUUACAGGUGGUCUGGAUGAUGCACAGAUAAAUGCAUCACGGAGUAUGGGUUUCGAUGAUGUUGGCUCUAGGAAUAUCAGCUUCAGCGCGGACCAUUGUACUCCCACUCAGGCUGCAACUGCAACGUCGACGAUCUCGAGGAUGGGAAAAUCCACGCCAGCCUCCAUACAGGAUGGCACAGCACUUAUGCAGGAAUUUCAGAAAGUUGGACCAAAGCAAGAGACAUCUAAAAAAAACAUACACGGAUGUCCAGAGACUUACGGCUCGCAGUUUAGGGUGACCUGUCUUCUCAAGGGGCUCAACAAAAUCUCUACCGACACUUGCAAUGAAAAUGUCAAGACCAUGGAGUAUCAAGAGAAAAAACUUAUCGAAAGAGUACUCGAGCUAGAAACCAAACUGAAAAACAAGAUUUCAUCAGGAAGUGAAUACUUUCACCAAGAGAACGUUAAUGCAAGGGAUGAAAUCACAAGGUGCGCAGCAGAUGAAUUAGGCAUUCCUCCGGCAAUCAAGUGUUCUAAAGUAGAUGAUCAACCCGCGACAUGUAAAAAGUUCUAUUUGGAGCUUGAGAAAACUGCAGAACGACUGGAAAAGUUUGCAUGUACAGCGAGGGCUCUACAAUUGGGACUGGAGGAUCAGCUUGUGUACGAGAGGCCGGCCGCAGCAAAAGUUAGGCUCAUAAAAGCCCAGGGUGUUGGCAAAAAGGAAGCACGAGAUUGGCUUUUGGAUACGGCCAUAGAAAGAGCUGUAAAUUCUAUGCCUCAGAAGACCGACGUUGGAAGAGUCCGCCACCUUGUACAGGCUUUUGAGAGUAUCAAAUAGUAAUUCCUUUCGCAAAAAAUCUGCAAAUAGAGCCGCUCAUUGUGCCCGAUGCCUUUCUCCGGAUAUUUACGUUGCUUUUUCA